AUGUCACGAAAAAUAGAAAUAUCAACCAAUCAAACAUCAUACAUCCACCACACCCUCCUCUCCGGUCUUCGACUCACAAAUCGUCCGCAUGAUUCCAUUCGAGACAUCGAAAUUAACCUAUCAACCACAGAAUACGGAUAUGUAGAAAUAAAUUGGGGCUUAACCAAACUUGCCGUCCGUGUUAGUGCAAAAAUCGUCCAACCAUAUGAAGAUAGACCAUUUGAAGGAAUAUUCACCAUCAAUAAUGAAAUCAACCCCUUAAUAUCCGGUGGAGCAGGUGGUGGUUCUGCUAGUAGUUCUGCCAGAAAUGAUGAGAUUAUGGUGAAUCGUAUUAUCGAAAAAGCUAUCCGAAGAUCAAAUUCUCUUGAUUUAGAAAGUUUAUGUAUAAUUGCUGGAGAAAAAGUUUGGGAAAUUAUGGUUGAUUUGAAUUUUUUGAAUUAUGAUGGGAAUUUAAUUGAUGUUGGAUGUUUUGGAGUGAUGCUUGCUUUACAUCAUUUCAAAAAACCGGAUGUAUCGAUUAUGAAUGGGGGUGAGAGGGUGAUUGUCCAUUCUGUUGAUGAAAGAAUGCCGGUUUCUUUAUCGAUUUUACAUAUUCCGAUUUGUUUAACUUGGUCAUUUUAUAAUGUCCAUCAAGAUAAAGAACUGAAUAUUAAGGGGGGUGAUGAUGAUGAAGCAGGGGAGGUUUGUUUAUUGGAUGCUGAUUUAUUGGAAGAAUUGAAUAGAGAUGGUAGUCUUGUGAUUACUUUGAAUAAAAAUCGAGAAUUAAUUCAAUUAAGUAAAAAUGGUGGGAUUGCAAUUAAUGCUGAACAAUUAUUAGAACUUUCAUUUAAAUCAAUGAAAAUUGUUGAUGAAUUAUCAGAAUUAAUUAAAUCAAAGAUCAAGGAACAUGAGGAAUUAAGAUAUAAACUUGAGAAUUUUAAAUUACUUGAAGCAAGUGCUGAUAGAUAG
Messenger RNA from Hemisphaericaspora subhashii, 948 nucleotides. Its product is annotated as exosome non-catalytic core subunit. Gene Ontology annotation, cellular component: cytoplasmic exosome (RNase complex); nuclear exosome (RNase complex). NCBI's taxonomy places the organism in Eukaryota, Fungi, Ascomycota, Pichiomycetes, Serinales, Debaryomycetaceae. Gene Ontology annotation, biological process: nuclear mRNA surveillance; nuclear polyadenylation-dependent rRNA catabolic process; nuclear polyadenylation-dependent mRNA catabolic process. Bases 1 to 948 code for a protein of 315 amino acids. The record is from RefSeq and is a predicted model, not a curated record. The transcript has a single exon.